AUGAUAGUUGUUGAUGCAAGUUAUCUUAGAGGACUGUACAGUGGCAUAUUUGUAGCUGCAUGUACUAUGGAUGGAGCCGGCCAUAUAUUUCCAUUGGCAUAUCGAAUAGUAGAUUCUGAAAAUGAUAUAUCCUGGACAUGGAAGUCACAUGAUGCAUUGUCUGAAAUCUUCUAUACCAUGGCGAAAUCAUACUCAAAGACUGAAUUUCAUAAUUUAAUAGAGAAAGUGGAGGUAGUUGAUGUUAGGGUAAAGAAUUACUUGAAGUUGGCGGGAUACGAUAAGUGGGCUUGGUCAUAUGUAACAGUUUAUAGGGGAUGGACCUUAACAUCAAAUAUUGUAGAGUCAAUUAAUGCUGCACUGGUAUCAGCUAGAGAACUUCCAAUCUAUGAUUUUUUAGAGGAAGUUAGAUUGAUGUUUUGUAGAUGGAACUGUGAAAACAGACAUGAGGCAUUGUACACACGCACGGAUCUUAUUGGAAAAUUUCAAGCAAUUCUCCAACAGAAUGAAGCAGAGUGUACACGUAUGAAGGUUAUACCAGCAUCAGACAAGAAUCUUGAAAAAGGACCAUAUUGCUCUAACCUAUACAAGCCAAAAAUUGUACUAAGAACGUAUGAUCUUCCUGUAUAUCCUCUACCACAUAAAGAUGACUGGGUGAUACCUCAGGAAAUUUUAAACGAAGUAGUUUUGCCCCCAAAAUACAAGCGCCCCCCUGGAAGACCUGCAAAGAAGGAGCGCGGUAAAUCAGGAAGAGAUAUGUUUGAAAAGAAAAGCAAAAAUUAUUGA
Capsicum annuum is the source of this 783-nucleotide messenger RNA. RefSeq lists its product as uncharacterized. Bases 1 to 783 code for a protein of 260 amino acids. The record is from RefSeq and is a predicted model, not a curated record. Lineage: Eukaryota; Viridiplantae; Streptophyta; Magnoliopsida; Solanales; Solanaceae. The transcript has 5 exons.